GCUCUUUCUGAAGAUUCAGUUAAGGGUAUGCGGCAACUAGCACCGAGCUCUAUGUCUAUCCAGCUAUUUCUUCUCGAUACAUGCAGUCUCGACGCGUACUUGAAGACCAGGCAAUUACUUUGGAUUCUUCACUGAGAGUUUAAGAUUCUGGACUGGGUAUAGUCUCAGCUUUUGUUCGCUCUUGCACCUAAUUUGUGUACGUUCGAUAAAAUUGACAACUUGGAACUCUUCAAAGCUGUUUACAGAUAUGUAAGACCAUAUUUUUGGUCGGACAGUUUGUUACUAACUCUUAUGUAGGGGUAUGCCUCUUUGAGUUUUCACAGCGAGAUAUUGAUUCAUGUCGCAAGUCAUCGUCACGACAGACAGUCUCCUGAUGCCACCAUGCCUGUCUCUCUCAGUGUUUGGCGUGCCAGGAUCGGCACGUACAUGCGCCGUAAGCAGAAAGUAUAUGACUACUUCUACUACCUGAGGAUGUAUGUUUAUGGUCUUAAAAUAAUUGAAAAGGCGAAGAAAGCAGCUGAAUACUCAAAAGAAAAUGAAAAAGGCAAUCGCCACAAAUCGUCUUUUAAUGGCUCUUCAACUGGUGAAAAUGGCAAAACUGGUAACGCAUCAUGUCGCCAACCUCCGCCUUCUAACGACGUAAACCUGAAACCCGCCCAAACUGAAUCUUCAGGUGACCGUGGCGUCAAUAGUGGCAAAGUUGAAGCAUGUUCUCAGUCAAGUUACGUCGUGGACAAUGGCUCUUCUUGUCAUACCAAAGGCCCAGAUCACAUCGCUCAGGAUAGAUCUAAGUGUGCCGCUGGUCGUACACUUGCAACACAUCCAACAAGUUCAACCAAGAAGAGAUCCACUCCUGUCGCUGAUCCUUCUAACACCAAGGUUCCAGAGCCUUGUGACAUUGAUGAGUUGGACAUGAGAUACAUCACCAUUCAUGGCGUAUCACAUGCUAGCCUAUGCGAUUCAACUCAAUUAAGUGAACCGGACCAACCUGGUGUCUCAUCGGAGGUAUACUCACAAGUAGCUAGACACAACACUGGCCAUCAAGACGUCUGCAAGCAGGACAAGGAGAAACCAAACCCGUUAACGUCAGAGAUAGAUGACCAAUCUGCACCUAUUUCUGAACUGGAUACGUCUAGCAAUACUGAAUUCACAUGGUGUACGAGGGUAUGUCUGAAACUAAAAAAGCGUGUCUCUCUCUAUCAAACAAUAUUUUCUUAAGUAAGAAUUGUAAGGAAUACAUCAUUAUCAGUAUAAUAAAAAAAAGUAAUUAACGAUUCCCUUAAAAAAAUGUAACCAUAUAUGAAGAGUUUAAUUGCAAAAGGGUCUAUCCAUUGUUCAUUAAAUUCGAUUUUCAUUUGUCUCAAUAUAUAUAUAUUUCUAGUAGAUCUAUAAGUUAAUUAAAUAAUCAAAGAAAAGUUGAAAUUCCCAUUAAAAAGGGAACGAAAAUGGCUAACAACAAUCCUUUUUUUCGAAUGGGGUUAGAUCCAUUUUAGUUUGUUUGCAAAAGGGGGUAGAUCCACAAAGGUAAUUUUUUGGGGAAAAUAAUUAAACAAAUAUGAAGACAUUCAUAUUUUUUUCAUACCAAAUUUAAAAUCACAUGGUCAGGUAUCAUGACAGAUUAGUUUCGCUUAAGAAUAUUGCCAAAAUAUGAGAGAAAAAUAUAAAUGAUGUAACCAUAUAAAUUAUGAAGAGCUAACUUGCAAAAGGGGUUAGAUCCGUUUUUCAUAAAAUUGUAUUUUUUGUUUCAGUGCAUAGAUUUUCAGUCCCUGUGAUGAUACCAAAGAAAGGUUGAUAUUCCCAUUUAUUAAAACAUGAAUAGAAAUGGCAAAAAAAAAAGAAAUCAAAAGGGGUUGGAUCCAUUUCAGUUUGUUUGCAAAUGGGGCUAGAUCCACUAUGGUUUUUUUUAAAAAACAUAUAUAAAAAAAAAUAUGAAGACCGUAAGAAAUCUUUUCAACCCGAUUUUAUAUUAAUAUGGUAGGGUAGUAUAUCAUGACAAUAUAGUUUCGCAAAAGAAUAUUGCAAUAUUGUCUAUUAAAAGCGGGUCUAACUCUUUUGGCAAGCAAACUCUCCAUACAUUUAAAUAACAAGUUUACCUAGAAGUUAUUUAACGCAGCGCUUCUCAAUUUUUUUUUACUCGAGGACCACUUUGAUUCUCAUAUUGUUUUCGAGCCCCACCUACC
Messenger RNA from Lytechinus pictus (painted urchin), 2180 nucleotides. RefSeq lists its product as uncharacterized. The transcript has 2 exons. Bases 382 to 1218 code for a protein of 278 amino acids. Lineage: Eukaryota; Metazoa; Echinodermata; Echinoidea; Temnopleuroida; Toxopneustidae. The record is from RefSeq and is a predicted model, not a curated record.